AUGGCAGAAGACAAACUUUGCUUACCAUUAAGUUCAAUUGACGAACGUAUUGAGACGGUUUCGGAUUUAGCUGAUGAACAAGCUGAUGAGUUUAAACUCAAAAAAGUCGGUAUUAUUAUGAAUGGCGUAACUGGACGCAUGGGUACGAAUCAGCACUUAAUUCGCUCCAUUAUGGCUAUCAUCGCUCAAGGUGGCGUAAAGAUCGGUGAACAGGAAACUAUUAUGCCAGUUCCCGUUUUAGUUGGUCGCAACAAAGACAAGUUAGAGAAACUGGCUGCCCAGAUCGGUGUUAAACACUGGACCACUAAUUUAGAUGAAGCACUGAUGGACGCAGGAAAUAUUAUUUAUUUUGAUUCUCAACUUACAAAAUUGCGUGUUCCAGCAGUGAAAAAAGCGAUUGCGGCAGGCAAACACGUCUAUUGUGAAAAGCCAGUUGCGGAAACAGUUGAAGAUGCCUAUGAACUUUAUAAAUUAGCACAAGAAGCAGGAGUCAAGCAUGGUGUCGUACAAGAUAAGCUGUGGCUGCCCGGACUUCAGAAGCUGAAGCUGUUGAAAGACAAUAAUUUUUUUGGCCGCAUUCUUUCGGUGCGUGGUGAGUUCGGCUAUUGGGUAUUUACUGGAGAAGAUGAAACAGUGCCUCAGCGCCCUUCAUGGAAUUACCGGAAGGAAGACGGCGGGGGUAUUAUUCUCGAUAUGUUGUGUCAUUGGCGCUAUGUGCUGGAUAAACUAUUUGGUGAAGUCAAAGCCGUCUCGUGCCUCGGCGCAACUCAUGUCAAACAGCGUUGGGAUGAAAGUGGAAAGCCUUACACAUGUACAGCAGAUGACUCAGCGUAUGCGAGCUUCGAAUUAGCUGAUGGCAUCAUUGCACAUUUCAAUUCAUCGUGGUGCGUCCGAGUCAGGCGUGAUGACUUGUUAACUCUAUGGGUGGAUGGCACUCAUGGUUCUGCUGUAGCUGGGCUGCGCAGCUGCUAUAUCCAGCCUUGUGGCGUGACGCCACGUCCAGUCUGGAACCCUGAUAUUAACAGUCCUCUUGACUUCAGAGAGGGAUGGACACUUGUACCUGAUAAUCAAGUGUAUGAUAACGCCUUUAAGAUCCAAUGGGAAUUAUUCCUGCGCCAUGUAGUGAAAGACGAACCAUUCCCCUGGGAUUUGCGUGCCGGGGCCAAAGGUGUCCAGUUGGCUCAAAAAGGCUUAGAAUCAUGGCAAAAACGUUGUUGGGUGGAUAUUCAAGACCUUCCUGUCUAA
Didymodactylos carnosus is the source of this 1245-nucleotide messenger RNA. Lineage: Eukaryota; Metazoa; Rotifera; Eurotatoria; Philodinida; Philodinidae. The record is from the annotation of a GenBank genome assembly.